AUGACGCGCAACAACCUGGACGAGCACCUGCGCUGGUUGUUACGCGAGAAACCUUCGCUACCGCCUGACACGAUCUCGUUUCCGCCCGUCUUCGCCUCAUUCCCGUCAGCCAGUAACUCGUCGUUCGAAGAGGAGGAGAUACAGCCGCUUGUGAGCGCCAAGAGAAGAAUUCCGACUCUUUCGGUCAUCGCAGACCCAAGUGCUGGAGGUGAAGAAAUGGCACGGACAAGAGCGCCACCCAGCGCGACGAGCAGGGCCAACACGCCUCAAAUCGCGGCCCGCUCUGGCUCGAGAGCACCAGUAGCGUCUCCUUCGAAGAUGCCACGGCAGAUGCCAAAGCCGCCCUCCCGACCGCCAGCCUCAUCUUCGAAGGACCUGACGAUGCAACGGACGCCUGUGCGCGAGCAGCCGUCUAACAUCCAAGCCAAUCCAGUAGAAUUCCUGGAUCUGACGGAGGACUUCUCCUUCUCAAAUUCGCCGACACCGGAAAAGAAGACCACAUCUAACACAGGGCGAAAAAGGAAGAGCGAAGAGUUCGAGCGCGGUUUGCGGUCAGCGCCUGUGUCUGCGAAGAAAGUAGCAUUACAGAACGCAAUACCAUUCCGGCCGUCCCAGGAAUUUCAGGAUAUUGAGGAGUGGGACAGCCCGACAAAGCAGACCGACGUCCCCUCAGAGCCUCCGCCGCCGUACUCGACAAUGGCUCCGGCGAAGGCCAAGUCCCCUGUGCGACGCCCAAGACCGGCUCCGAAUAAGGUCUCUGUGAGAGCCACGCCGCCUGUGACACUUUCAAGCAAACGUGAAAUACUAGAUUCGGAUGACGAGGACGACGAGGAUGACGACUUGGUGAACUUUUCAGGACCAUGUCGAAAACCGCCGAUGGUCUCUCCCACUCGGCGGUCGCCCGUAAAGUUGACACCAGCUGCGAAACAGGAGGAAGUUGAGACUCAGUACGAUGAGUUUCCAUCAAUCGAGGAGGACGAAGAGGUGCGGGAACCGCACGGGAUCGUCAACUAUCCGAACCUGGACCAUGCAUUUGCUACCGAGUCCAAGCCUGCCCCACGCAUCGAAGAGUCUUUUGUGAAGGCAUUACCGCCGACUUUUACGCUUGCGACACAACGACACGCGACGAUAGAGCCUCCACCAACUGCCGGUGCGCAAGAGACUUCACCUGAGACGAAGGAAUUGCAGGAUCUACUGAAGAACUUCUUUGAAGCAUCGAAAGAGGCUUCGCACAAGGUACGGCAAGAUAUCGAGAAGCAGAGGGAGAUAAUCAUCGAGAAAAUUGUGGAUUUGUUCAAUCAAGAUAUUGAGGAUCCGCAGCUGACUCGUCAGCGAUCCGAGCUUGAAGCGAGAGAUGUGGCAUUAGGAGAGUUGCAUUCAAAGGCAACUGCGUACCAAGACGUGACAAACGACUUGGCCACGGUGAGCAACAAUUUCAAAAAGGCUCUUAUCGCGAAGGAAUCUACAGAUCACAUCAAGACUGCGAGGGCAGCUGCGCGAGAGAGGCUCGAAGACGUCCAGACACGGUGCAUAUCCCUGCUUCGGAGGUGCGAAGCCGAUGUACGUGCUGUCGUCGAGUAUGCAAGAAAGGAAGCCGCUUCUAAGCAACGAGUGGCGGUGGAAUCGACACAGGUGCCACACAAUUACCUGCAGGACCAUAAGCCACAAAUUUCGAGCUCAAGUCGCAUCGCUCAGACCCAGGUUCCGCAGCGGGCGUCGCCUGGUCCAGUCUCUAACAGCAGCACUUACGCUCCCCAACCCAAGCCACCUAGUCACGCGUCUCGCCGGCAACCGAUAGGAGACGAUAGCGCAAUGUUCGACGACAAUGACUUUGACGACUUGGAAGACUCUGAUAUGAAUGCUGCGGCAAAUGACCUCUUCAGCAACCGUAUGGGCACUCCACCAAUGCAGUAUGGGUAUGAAGAAGACGACUACGGAAUAGACGACGGCGAUGAUGAAAUGCUUCUCAAGACCGAGAACGAAGUCCGAAAGCCCCAGACUUCAGCGCGGUGUCAAUCGAAGCCACCCUCUGCCAAGUCCAAAAAGCUAUCCGCGAAAGAGGAAGAUGAGCUGUACCGCAAAAACUUCUCUUACCCAUGGUCAGUUGACGUUGGCAAGGUUUUGAAGGAGAAAUUCCGACUCAAAGGCUUCCGCGAAAACCAAGUCGACGCAAUCAAUGCGACCUUGGGUGGCAAGGAUACCUUUGUACUCAUGCCGACCGGAGGUGGUAAAUCCUUGUGCUACCAAUUGCCUGCUCUAAUUAGCUCUGGAAAGACUCGAGGCGUGACCAUUGUCAUUUCACCUCUCGUCAGUUUGAUGGAGGACCAGGUCCAACACCUCCGCAAGCUCAACAUCCAAGCUUUUCUAGUGAACGGCGAAACAACACGCGAUGAACGCAGUCAUUUGAUGGAUGGACUUGAGCAGGACGAUGUCGAAAAGUUCGUUCAGCUUCUUUACAUCACUCCCGAGAUGCUCAGCAAGAGUCAGGCCAUGAUGAACAGUUUCGAGCGACUCUAUCAACGUAAGCGUAUGGCGCGACUGGUGAUCGAUGAGGCGCACUGUGUCAGUCAGUGGGGUCACGACUUUAGACCGGAUUAUACUGCAAUCGGUGAAGUCCGACGGAAGUUUCCUGGCGUCCCGGUCAUGGCUUUGACUGCCACGGCCACUGAGGCCGUGAAAUUCGACACCAUCCACAAUCUGGGUAUCAAAGGCUGCGAACUUUUCACUAGAAGCUUUAAUCGUCCAAAUCUGUACUACGAGGUCCGCAUGAAAGGCAAGGGCAAAGAGGGUAUCGAGAACGUUGCCAAUCUGAUCAAAGAGAAACAUUCGAAGCAGACUGGCAUCAUCUACUGCUUGUCGCGCAAGAAUUGCGAAGAUCUGGCCAAGACCUUAUGCGAGGAGUACAGGAUCAAGGCGCAUCACUAUCAUGCUGGACUAGAGACCGCGGAGAAGUCAGAAGUUCAGAAAAACUGGCAAGAGGGUAGAUACCACGUUAUCGUUGCAACCAUUGCCUUCGGCAUGGGCAUCGACAAAGCCAACGUACGAUAUGUCAUCCAUCACAGCAUUCCCAAGUCAUUGGAGGGAUAUUAUCAGGAGACGGGAAGAGCAGGUCGAGACGGAAAGCCAUCCUCAUGCUACCUCUUCUACGGAUACCAAGAUGCCGGGAAGCUACGCAGAAUGAUUGAUGAAAACAAGGAAAGCAGUCGGGAGCAAAAGGACCGACAACGGCAAAUGUUGCGCAAGAUGACGCAGUACUGUGACAAUCAGAGCGACUGCCGCCGAGUACAGGUGCUACGGUACUUCAGCGAAGCUUUUGACCAAGAAGAUUGCAUGAGCGGUUGCGACAAUUGCAACUCGAACUCCACAUUUGAGGAUGUUGACUUCACGAAGUACGCAAAGAAAGCUGUGAGUCUGGUCAAAGAGCUCUCUCACAAGAAGACAACCCUGUUACACUGCGUCGAUGUCUUCCGAGGAGCCCUGACGAAGAAGAUCAAAGAUCUUAAGCAAGAUAAAUUGGAUGAGUUCGGCGCUGGGCAAGACAUCGAUCGGGGUGAUGCCGAGCGGCUCUUCUACAGACUUCUGGCUGACGAUGCAAUUCGUGAGGAGAACGUGCUCAACGGAAAAGGCUUCGCGCAGCAAUACGUGGCACUCGGCCCUAGAUACCAUGACUUUCGCUCGGGCAGGGCAAAUCUUAUCAUGCAAGUCCGGACGUCGCCACUGUCGCCACGAAAGCCCAAGACGGCGCCUACAAAGAAAACGAAGAAAACGAAGACGGCGACUGCUGCCGCUCCUCGAGAAGUUCCGAUGUCGACCAUCAUCUCUUCUCCGGUCCAGCAAGCUGCUGCAGCGAAAAGGAAAUGGCCAGGACACCAAACGACUCUUCGCGAGCUUCACGCCAAUGGCUAUCGACGCGAUGAUUUUGUUGUCUCCGAUCCCGAAGACGGGGACUUUCAGGCAUCUGACGACAACGAGUCGGACGGAUCUGCGCCUCCGCGAGUGGCCACGAAAACGCGCAAAGCCAAGGCUGCGAAAACCAUGGCCGCUCCGGCGAUGUCCUCCAGAGUGUACGAACGCCUCGAUGACCUCCACCAAGCCAUCGUUGACGAGUUUCAAGCCAUUGCGGGCAAGAGAGUCAAGGAGAUUAUGGUGAAGAGAAAUCUGACGAUGGCGCCGUUUACUAAUACCAUGCUGCGGCAGAUGGCAAUCGACUUCACGGACACGGAAGAAAAAAUGCUCAAGAUCCGUGGUGUCGACGCCGAAAAGGUUCGGCUGUUUGGCAAGCACUUCACGAAGCUGGUCGGUGACAUUCGAGCUCGGUAUGAGGAAAUGGGAGGGCAGGUACCUGGCAGUGACAACGAGCCCGAGGAUCAACACGCGCAGAACGUAAUUGAUCUGGUCACGGACGACGAAGAUAACGAUGAGUACGGCAGCAUGGCCGAGGAGACGGACGACGACGGAGAGGGAGAAGAAAGCCGCUUCUUCCAGGAGACAGCUCCAGAGGUUGCCGAAUUCAACGCCAGGUUCGCUUACUCCCAGUCGGCGGGGAUGAGGACAAUGCCAGCCUCACAGCCCGGGAGGAAGAGCUCGCCCAAGCACAAGCGCGCUCGUACCUUCAAGGCCAAAGCUCACGCGGCGCACGGCAACGGCAAGGCAGGCACGGCUCGAAAGGCGUCCGGGGGUGCUGCUCGCUCGACGUCAGGUGGUGGGAUCCGGAAGAGGUCGAAUGGUGCCAAGUCAACAAACAAUCGCGGUGCAGCCAGCAGGCAGGGUGGGGCGUAUGGCAGUGCCAUCUCGAUGAUGCCAACCUGA
This is a messenger RNA of Lecanosticta acicola, 4809 nucleotides long. Lineage: Eukaryota; Fungi; Ascomycota; Dothideomycetes; Mycosphaerellales; Mycosphaerellaceae. The record is from the annotation of a GenBank genome assembly.